This is a messenger RNA of Medicago truncatula (barrel medic), 1188 nucleotides long. Its product is annotated as probable serine/threonine-protein kinase PBL6. Lineage: Eukaryota; Viridiplantae; Streptophyta; Magnoliopsida; Fabales; Fabaceae. Gene Ontology annotation, molecular function: ATP binding; protein kinase activity. The coding region runs from base 1 to 1188 and encodes 395 amino acids. Gene Ontology annotation, biological process: protein phosphorylation. The transcript has 5 exons. The record is from RefSeq and is a predicted model, not a curated record.
AUGAGUUGCUUUUGUAUCUGUCCCAACAAAAGUAACACACAAAAUGUCACCACCACCAUCGCUUCCACUGCAAGUAACCCUGAGAAUACCAUCACCACUGUCGCCCCCGCUUCCACUCUCCCACAUAGCUUUCUUUCAAAGAUUUUGGGAAAAGGAAAGGGGAAGGGAAAGGAAAAAGUUGAAUCCAAAGUGAAUAAGAAAAAAGAGGAUUCUGCAUCUACUUCUAGAAUUGUGACUUUAAAUUUAGGAAAUGAGGCGAUACGGAAAUUCUGUUUUGAUGAACUUAGUGUAGCAACAGACAAUUUCAGUAACAUUGUGGGUCAAGGAGGUUUUGGCAAGGUUUACGGAGGGUACUUGCUUCAAACAAAACAGGCCGUAGCUAUAAAGCGACAUGGCUCAAACAGUCAACAAGGACCUGAGGCGUUUACUACUGAAGUGGAGACAUUGAGUAAUGCAAGCCACAAAAAUAUUGUCCAAUUGAUUGGAUAUUGUUGGGAGAAUGAGCACAAGCUAUUAGUUUACGAGUACAUGAAUUUGGGAUCUUUGGAAGCUCAUUUGUUAGAUGAUCAUCUGCGAGGUUUUCUUGAUUGGGGUACAAGAAUGAAAAUAGCUACUGAAACAGCAAAGGGUGUGGAGUAUCUGCAUGAUAAAAUGAAUCCUCGUAUGAUAUACUGUGACCUAAAAAGCUCAAACAUUUUAUUAGGCGAUGGAUAUGAUGUAAAGUUAUCUGAUUUUGGGUGUGCUAAAAUAGGCCCAAAAUAUGCUUCAACAAAGAUGUUUGGUACAAUUGGAUAUUUUGAUCCAGAUUAUAUAAAAACAGGUACUUUGUCAUUCAAAUCAGAUAUUUACAGCUUUGGAGUUGUUCUUUUGGAGCUCAUCAGUGGUAGAAGAGCUUUUGAUGAAACAAGACGCGACGAUGAACCAAAUGUUGUUUUUUGGGCAAGUCCUUUAUUUGAAGAUAGAUUCACAGAGAUUGUUGACCCAUUGCUAAAAGAGAAAUUUCCUGAGAGAGAUUUACAGAAAGUUAUUGCCAUUGUUGCAUCAUGUGUUCAAGAGAAAGCUGAUAAGAGGCCUGAUAUAAGUCAAAUUGUCGUAGAACUCGAAGCUCUAAAUAAAAUGAAGUCCCAAGUUGAUGAAGCAGAAAGUUCUGGAGCAGCAGAGAGAAGGGUUGGACAAAGUUCUACAUGA